Dictyostelium discoideum AX4 is the source of this 5142-nucleotide messenger RNA. RefSeq names its product NDT80/PhoG-like protein. Gene Ontology annotation, molecular function: DNA binding; DNA-binding transcription factor activity. The transcript has 3 exons. Gene Ontology annotation, cellular component: cytoplasm; membrane; nucleus. Gene Ontology annotation, biological process: regulation of DNA-templated transcription. The record is from RefSeq and is a predicted model, not a curated record. Lineage: Eukaryota; Evosea; Eumycetozoa; Dictyosteliales; Dictyosteliaceae. Bases 1 to 5142 code for a protein of 1713 amino acids.
AUGAAUGAAAAUGAAUUUUCGACAAACUCUUUAAUUAACCAACAAGGCACAAACAAUAAUAAUAAUAAUAAUACAAAUAAUAACAUUACAAAUAUUAAUUUUGGAACUGAAAAUAAUAAUAAUUCACCAAUAAUUAAUAAUAAUAAUAAUAAUAAUAAUAACAAUAAUAAUAAUAUUAAUAUUGUAGAAUCUCCACCUUUGGUUAUAAGACAACAACAAUUAUUUAAUAACUUUCAACAAUUAAAUACACCACCAACAACUCCAAAUACAUCAACACCAUCAACUCCUACUUCAAGUAGAAAUAAUAACAACAAUAAUAACAAUAAUAUAGAUUUUUACAAUUCAAAAUUUUUACCACCAAAACCAAAAUCUUUAAAUAAUAGUGGAAAUUAUUUAAACAACAAUAAUAAUAUUAACAACAACAACAACAACAACAACAACAACCACCACAACAACAACAACAACAAUAAUAAUAAUAUUAAUUUUACGAAUUUAAGUAACAGUGGUAAUAGUUUAAAAUUUAAUAAAAAUAUGAGUGAUAUAACAAAUGAUAAUUCAAACUCUAGUUCAAAUGCUGGUUCAAAUUCAAAGUUAUCCAACUCUAAUGGCUGUUCAAAUCUAUUAACCAGUUCUUUUAAUAAUAUAUUAAACUCAACAAAUGUUCAAGUUGUAAGUGGUAAUAAUAAUUAUCAUAAUGGAAAUAAUGAAAAUGGUAAUAAUACAUUUCAUGUUGGAAAUAAUCUCAACAACAAUAACAAUAAUAAUAAUAUAGGUAGUAGUGGUGGUAAUAAUAGUCAUCAUCAUCAUAAUCAUAGUCAUCAUAAUAGUGGAAAUCAUCAAAAUGGUGGUAGUAAUGGACAACCCUUAUCAUACAGUUACGAUAAUUUAUUCAAUAAUUUAUAUGCUGAUAUUCAACAUCCACAUCAAUAUCUAUCAAAUCAUAGUGGUAACAAUAUAAAUAAUACUUCUCAAAGUAAUAACAAUAACAAUAACAAUAACAAUAAUAAUAAUAAUAAUAAUAAUAAUAACAAUAAUAAUAAUAAUAAUAGUAAUAAUAAUAAUAAUAAUAAUAGUAACAACAAUAAUAACAACAACAACAACAACAACAACAACAACAACAAUAAUAAUAAUAAUAAUAGUAACAACAGUAACAGCAACAAUACCAACAAUAGCAACAGCAACCAUAAUAAUAACAACAACCACAACAACAACAAUAAUAACAACAACAACAAUAGUAACAAUAACAACAUCCACGGUAAUAGUAAUAAUAAUAAUAAUAAUAAUCAUGGUUCAUCAUAUGUCACACCAUCAAGUGAUAUAUCAUCACCAUCACCACCAUCUUCGACAUCAAUGGCAUCAAUAGUAUCAUCACCACCUGUUCAAGUGUCACCAUUACAAUCACCUGCCUCACAUUUGUCACCAAUGUCACCAUCAAACAACUUUGGUGGCAAUCAUAAUAAUUACAACCAUGCUCAUCAUAGUCAUCAUAAUAAUCAUGCUCACCAUAAUACUCAUAACUAUAAUAAUAAUAAUAAUAAUAAUAAUAAUAAUAACAACAACAACAACAAUAAUAAUAAUAAUAGUAAUAAUAGUAAUAAUAAUAGCAAUACUAACAAUAAUGGUAACAAUGGCAAUAAUAGUAAUAAUAAUAAUAAUCAUCCAAUGUCACAUAUUGAUGCAUUUAAUAAGGUAACACAAUUAACAUCGACUACAUCUACAUCUAUCCCAAAGAAAUUGAAAAGAGAUUACGAACAAACAUUUUCAAAAGAUGAAUGGGAAGAUUAUACACCACCAUCAAAAUAUUUCCAAUUAUUUAGUUAUUCAAAAUCUGAAAUGUCAGGAUCAUUUUCAUUUAAAGUUAAAAGAACGGAUAAAAAUAUACAAUAUUCAGAAUUAGAUAGUGCAUGGAUUCUUUAUAGACAAAAUAGAUUUCAAGUUGAUUGUGAUUUAAUUGGUAGUUUAGAAUCAUGGAGUAAUCUCGAUAGAAAUAACACAAUCUUUGUAAAUAGUAAUAAUAAUAAUAAUAAUAAUAAUAAUAAUAAUAAUAAUAAUGAUAAUGGUGAUUUAUCCGAGGUUAAUGGUUUAUUCUUUACUUUGUAUGUUUUAAAGUUUACCGAUGCUAAUAAUAUCCAAUCAAGUAAUGAUCAAAAUGAUCGUGUACCAAUUCAUCAAUUGGGUGGUGCCACCGGUAAAAAAGAUCGUUUAACCGUUGAGCCUUCACCAGUUGUAAAGGGUAGAGGUUGUUGGAAUAAGUUACAAUUUGGUUCAGCAACUUCAAACAAUGCCAGAGUUCAUCCCGAUCAACCAAAUCCAAAUCAACAAUUCUUUAGAGUCGUUAUCACUUUAAAUGCUGUCAUUGAUAAAAACUUUGAAAAUCAAAAUUUCACCACCCCACAAUUUUAUCCAAUUCAAUCUAAAAUUUCACCACCAAUGAUUGUUCGUGGUCAAAAUCCUGGUCGUUUCUUAAAUCAUGAUAAAUCUUUAAAAAAAGAUCCAAACUCAUCUCCAAAUGGUGGUAAAGGUGGUGGUGGUAGUGGUAGUGGAGGUAUGGGUGGAGGUAUGGGUGGUGGUAUGGGUAAUAAUGGAAGCAGUGGUAGUUCUUCAAAUGGUGGUUAUGGAAAUGGAAGUGCAAAUAAACAUAUGAAAACAUUUCUAAAUACUUCAAAUUCUGAUAAUUCUGAUGAUGAUCAAUCUCCAACUACUACAACAACUACUACAACAACUACUACUACACCAACACCAACACCAACUACAACAACAACAACAACUAAUGAAACUACUACUUCAACUAUACCAACUACAACACCAUUACCAAAAACACCAUCACCAACUUUAACUGCUCCUUCAAUAACAACAACACUUGAUGGAAAUAAUACUUCAAUUUUUAAUGGUCCAUGUGAUCUUACAACCAUUGAUCCAUUAACUUUUUCAAAUUUAUUGCAAGAUCCAUUAAUAUUAGGUCAAACUAUGAUGGUUGAUAUUGAUUCCAAUAAUAUCUUAAAUAAUAUUAAUACCAACUCAACAAUCAACAAUAAUAACAACAAUAAUAAUACUAAUUCUGAUGAUUUAAUGGUUUAUGAUCCACAAACAACACUUGAUUUAGCAAAUUUAAUUCAACAACAACAACUACACCAACAACAACAAUUAUCAAAUUUAAAAGCAGCUCAAGCAGCUGCUGCAAUCGCUGCUUCAAUAGCAAAUACCACUUCAACACCAAAUACCACUUCAACAGAUAUUCAAAAUCCAUUCAACUUUUUAAAUAAUCCUUUAACAAAUACAAAUAUUCAACAAAGUUUAUUUCUUAAUCAAAAUAUACCCGGUGUAUCAACUAAUCAAAUGAUUAAUAGUUUAAACCUUGCUAAUGGAUUAUUACAAAAUACAACAACUCCACAAUCUCACCAUACAAUUUUAGAAAUUAAUAAUAAUCAUCAUCAUCAUCAACAACAACAACAACAACCAAUAACUACAACCACUACAACCACUACAACAAUACCAUCAACUCCACAACCAUCUCAACAAUCUAUGACAAAUAGUGGUGGUAGUAGUAGUACUAAUAGUUCAAUUAGUAGAAAAAAUAAAUUUGCAAAAUGGAAUACCAAUCCAUUUAUGGAAGAAGUUAUUUAUACCAAUAAUAAAGUUGGUAUUAAUACAACUACACCAACUCAAGCACUCGCUGUAAAUGGUAAUAUUUUAGUAACUGGUGAAUUAUUUAAACCAUCAGAUCAAAGAAUUAAAUCAAAUAUUCGUCUUGAUAAUACUGAUCAUUGGGAUAAAAUCAAUCGUUUGAAAAUCUAUGAUUAUGAUCGUAAGAAAAUGAUGGGUUAUGAUGAUCCAAAUAAUAAUGGUACCACUCAAGAGAGUACAACUGUAAAGGAAAAAGGUUUCUUGGCUCAAGAGGUUAAAGAAGUACUACCAAAUGCUGUUAAAGUCGCUGGUGAAGUAAAACUACAAGAUGGUACCACUGUUCCAAAUCUUUUGGUUGUAAAUGAUCGUGUACUAUUAUUGGAAAAUAUUGGUGCCACUCAACAAAUUGGUAGAUCCUUAAAGAAAGAGAAAGAUCACAUUGUAAAGAUUGAUCGUGAUCUUGAUCGUGUUAAAAUUGAAGGUUCUCGUGAAAAACAUGUUAUUCUCACAAGAAUGCAAGAUAUGGUCAAUUUUAUGCACUCUGAAGAGAGUGAACGUUCAAACAAUAACAACGAAGAAUCUUGUGUCUAUUGUAGUUUAAUGGGUUUUGGUCCAGCUUGGACAAUGUUUGUUUUCGGUUUCUUUAUUCCAAUUUGUUGGAUCAUUGGUAGUUUCUAUCUAUUCUCUCCAACUCGUGUCAAAUGGGUAAGUGGUCUAAUGAAUUUCGUUGCUACCAUCAUCUUUAUUUUAGCUCUCUCUUUGAUGACUUUUUACGUUCCAGAAUUGGCUGCCCUUAUCAUUGCUCCUGCUUUAAUUGUUAUGGGUUUUGUAGUUUGUAUUCUAGUCGGUUUCUUUAGACAAAGAAAUAGAGAAAAGAAACGUUAUCUCCGUGAAAGAAUUAAGUUAAUGCAAGCUGAUGGUUAUAAAAAUUUGGCUGACCAUGUUAGUAGCUUUAGAGUUGAUUACAACCAACAUCAAGCAAAAGCAAAUAAUAAUAUGUUAAAGAAAAAGAAAAAGAGAAUUCAAAUGGAAAAAUUAAAUUCACAAAGAAAUUAUGGUGGUAUUAACACAACUGAUAAAAUAAAUAAUUCAAAUAUUAAUAAUAUUGGUAUAAAUAAUCCAAAUAAUAUUCAAAAUAAUCAAAUUAAUAAUAUAUUAAAUAAUAGUAAUAAUAAUAUUAAUAAUAAUAAUCAAGAAAGAUUAAGUGACUCAAGUAAAUCCUCAUUUAUUGAUGACUUUAAAAAAUCAUCAAGUAAUAAUCAUAAGGAUUUCCAUGAAAUUCCACUUCAAGAGAUCAUUCAAAGUAUUGGUAUUAAGGGUAAAAAACAAUCAUCAUCAUCUGCCAAAACAAGAUCACUCUCUUCAUCAAACUUGGUUAACUCUGUAAAUUCAAAUUUAGUAAAUAGCACAAACUCAAAUAAUACAUCAAUCUUAUUAAAAUCUCAUAAUUCAAAUAGUCCUUUAUUUAAUUCAACUCCAACUCCAACUAAUGUUGUAUUUAAUUCAAUUGAAGUUUAA